UUCUCCUAAAAUAGUCUCGGCAAAAGUUAUUUGGAAGUUUAUUCUGUAAAGCGCGAUUUAGAAUAUUGUACUGUAGAAAAAAGAGCGAUAUAGCAUACUUGGUAUAAUAUAUCAUAUUACAUCAAUUCUUAUGCGGUUCAAGCUGUCCGUUACUUGAAUAUAAAAGAAUCUAAGAUAAAAGUCGAAUGGGAUGCUCACUAAGCAUCAAAAUAGACGAUUGGGUUGGAUAAAUUUGUGACAAAAUUUACAUUUGGCGCAUAAAGAAUUCUCCGAGAAUAAUUACCCAUUCGGAAACCCAGAUUCAGUCAGACCCCACAUUUUAGUCGGAUUGCCACCCACAUACUGAUUAGUAUCUUCGCGUUUUUGGUUGCGUAUGAGAUAUUCGAUGACGUAUUUUUCAUUUAUCACGGUUUUCUUUUACAAAGAAAAGCAUGUAUUUUUUAAUUUCCAUACUCGGAGAUCCAAAUAAAUUAUAAUUAAUUCCAUUUAAAAAUUCCAACAACCUUGGUCCUUGAGGAUGUCAUAUUGUUCUUAUACAUAAAUCGGAUUAUGACCGGCCUUAUAAGACCUUAUUGAUAAAUCGAUCCAUAUUGAUAUUUUAGUACAAUAUUUUAGAUUAGGUAGCUUGCAAUAUAAGGUCGGCAUAAGAGUUGGUUGUAACUUUGUAUAGUAGGGAUUUUUACAGCACCUUCAUGUAUGUACAUUUUUGGUUGAAAUUCAUAUUUAGUCAUUCCAUGCUGUAUGACAGCUAUGGGGUUUACAGGGGCCACAAAUGACCCAUCCGUAAUCUCUCGUGUCAAAAGAUCUGUAGAUAGAAUUCAGACUUUCAUCAGUUAUUUCACAUCGAUCAAAAUUGCACCUGAAUCUAUUUGCUUAUUAUGACAUUGAUUUUUAAAAAGCACCUAUGGGAAUCUUAGUAGAUAGAAAUCUAUACAUACUUUAAUGAACACAGGGGUGGAAUAGUUAAUGUUUGUUUUUACCGAACAAACCACAACUCGCUAAUGUAACCUGAGAGGCAGUCAGGCGGUUCUGACAUGGUAGUGCUAAUGGAGGAAGGCGGUCCGAACAUUACUCCUAGCGAGCGUAAUUGGAUUUGGUGUCUGGAUUUCCGCGAUUUUUGUAAGCCGUAUUAGGCAGUCACUAUAAUGGAAUUGUUUAUUUUGUAAUUAACAGGCGAUAGCUAACAUAACAUAAAAUAAUAAAGUAUUAUAAUGGCCACUACGUUACAAGUGUUUGUGGCCUUUGUCGUCGUUGUUUUAGUAACCUGUUUCUUGGAUAAUGCCGUUUCCAGUUCAACUGUGUGCCCGCCGAGAUGCCGGUGCGAUUCAUCAAGAAAAACAGUCUAUUGUAUGAAUAAGAAAUUAUCAAAACUUCCCCUCGGAAUACCGUCAGACACAAAGAGACUUUUGCUGCAAAAUAAUCAGUUAUUAAACGAUCCAGAUUUGGAUAAUAUUUUGAGUUCUCUGUCGUCGCUAGAAAAGUUGGAAUUGUCAAACAACAGCUUGACGUCAUUCCCCAGAAAUCUACCAAGGUCGUUGACAUGGAUAUCAAUGAAAGACAACGAUAUCAAGUACAUUGGAAGUCAAUCAUUAGAAGGUUUAAACAUGUUGAAAAUUCUGUAUUUGGAUAAUAAUUCAAUAACAAACCAAGGCUUAUCUCCGUCCGCUUUUACUGGAGCAAGUAAUUUGCAUACGAUAAGUUUAAAAUGGAACAGGCUAACAUCCGUUCCGCAGGGACUUCCGGCUGGAAUUCGCUAUGCACAUUUUGGACAUAACCUAAUUAACACUGUGCCGAAAAAUGCAGUUCAACAUCUCGGCCGCGUUAUGAGCUUAGAUUUGAAUAAUAAUUUGCUUAAUUCAACAUCAUUUGAAAAUGACGCUCUGAGUUCUCUCAUUGAGUUGCAAUAUCUUGACUUGAGCCACAACCGUUUAACUUUCUUACCAGCGGGGUUGCCAGGAAAUUUGACCCAGUUGUUUGCUUCGCAUAACCUUGUGAAGUCAAUUAAUGCUCCACCACUCGGUCAGGAAAGAUCUAUGUCGUUAGCUAGUUUAACAUUUUUGGAACAUCUAGACUUAUCAUUCAACCGACUACAGAGCGUCGAACCGGGUUCGUUUUCAAGCUUAAUUUCUCUGAAAACUGUAAUUUUGCACGACAAUCCAUGGCAGUGUGAUUGCCACCUCAAGUAUCUUAAAACUUGGCUAACGGAGACCCCAGCUCUCAUGACAAUGGAUAGCAACACAAUAUGCUUCACACCAAACGCCUUCCAAGGGGUCACAUUGCGGAGUUUAGACCAUGAGAGUUUGACAUGCUCAUCAAAGCAAGUGCCGAAAUACAAUAUAUCCAUCUCUCCGAAAGCUUUCACGCUCUCGUGGUUGAUAUCAGACACCAGUAAUCCCGACUAUGUCGAAUACAACGCGUUUUGUGGAGAACCGAAAUGUGAAAAUUGUUCACAGCAGGAAAUUAUUGACAUCGCCGAACGGCAGGAAUACACUUACGUAUCGUCCAUUGUCAAAUCUUACGAUCUAUUCCCAACAGAUUACAAGGACAUUGACAGAGGAAUAGCUAGAGUCGAUAUCACAAACAGAAAACCCGGGCGCCUCUACAUAAUAUGCCUUCUUGGGUCAUACAAAGACAUUUCAGAAUUGACGAUAAGCGAUUGUGAUUUCGUCAAAACCACGGAAGAGAAAUCAACCACCGCACCCCCUAUUCAAGAGAACGAGGUUUUCAUUCCAAUUUGGCUUGCUGUUUUGAUAGCAAUUCUCGCCAUUUUGAUUACAGCAGCCAUUGUAUUGGUGAUAUAUUGUCAGAGAUUAAACGCAAAAAAGUACAAAUGGAAACAUGGUCGCAGAGAAACAGCACAAAUGACCUAUGAUCCGUUCCGGCAAAUUUACGCUAUGCCUCGUUCCGAUUCGCGAAACGAUAGGAUGUACGACUCAGCGAUUGUUGGAGGCGUGAAUAUAUCAAACUUCCGCGAAGGCUACCUGUCAUCAACACAAGAUGCGGGAAAAGAGUUUGACGUGACUUUGAUGGUAAACGCGAGCUCGAACCACAAUUUGUUACAUAUACCUUCACCGGAAACGUGUGAAAGUUAUUGUAGCGACUGUCAUGACGACACCAUAUCAACAACUCAUACGAGAACAAAUACGACAAACGGCUCUUUGCGAAGUCACGACGAACAAGCAGCGCCGUCAAAUCACCACCACCACGCAAGGCAUCACCAACCACCUCGAUAUGAAAGACAAACACCGACUUCAAACGGUUACGAAUCCGUGAGGACAUACGAAGCAGUAUGAACAUCAUGAAGCAAUAUGAACAGUAUGUUAUUCGUUCGGCGAAAUUGAAGCAUCUGUGAAGAUAACGCAAUUGCGACAAAGUCGCCAAACGUUGCG
Styela clava is the source of this 3389-nucleotide messenger RNA. RefSeq names its product leucine-rich repeat transmembrane protein FLRT3-like. The record is from RefSeq and is a predicted model, not a curated record. NCBI's taxonomy places the organism in Eukaryota, Metazoa, Chordata, Ascidiacea, Stolidobranchia, Styelidae. Gene Ontology annotation, molecular function: protein binding.